This is a messenger RNA of Caenorhabditis briggsae, 702 nucleotides long. The transcript has 4 exons. NCBI's taxonomy places the organism in Eukaryota, Metazoa, Nematoda, Chromadorea, Rhabditida, Rhabditidae. The record is from RefSeq and is a predicted model, not a curated record. Bases 1 to 702 code for a protein of 233 amino acids.
AUGCUUCGGAGGAUUUUCUUGCUGUCGUCCGCCAUACUAUUUUCGAUUGUAGUAGCCAACGGUUUGCGCAAACUGAAGCCAUGCAUCAACGGAGAGCCAAAAGGUGACCGUUGCCUCUGUAACGAAGGAUGGACUGGAACCCUUUGCCAUCGUACCAUGCAAUGUGCCGGUUUCGAACGCCUCCAGAAUGGAAGUUGUUUCGAAUGCCAAACAGGAUGGGCUGGCCCAGACUGUGAUAUAAUUGAUUGUCAUGGAAAUGGAGUGCCAAAUUACGAUCUGACAGAGUGCACAUGCUCGGUACCGUAUUCUGGAAAGUAUUGUGAAAUCGCUGACACAAAGGAUAUUUAUAAAUGGUACAAUAACUUCACAUCGAGUAUUGGACCAAUUGGAAUCUUGACCAUCAUUCCGUUGGCUUUGAUUUAUAUGUGCUGUGAGCACUUUGCCAAGAAACGUCAACUCCGUCGUGUGGAGCAACAUUUGAACGGAGUCUACAUCACAAGUGGACGUAAAGCAGUUGACAAGGAACUCGUCAAAGGUCUUCUAGAAGCUUCGGACGAUGAGAAGUCGGUGAAAUCGGUGAAAACGGUGGAGGGCGAGGAGAAGGAGGAGAAAGAUAAAGAAGGAGAAGAAGUCAUAAAAAUGAGAAAUUCAGCGACGACCAGUGAGAAGAAGGCGCUGCUUGCUGAUCCUGCCGAUUUGUGA